AUGGACGAGGAAGAGUUGAAUUACGAUUAUCGGAGGUCAAUCGGGGAGAAUGUGGGCGAGGAGAUGGAUUUUUACGAGGAAAACUCGGAACCGGCAAGGCCUUUAAAAAAAUGCAUACGAAAAAAUUCGGCUGUGUGUUUUACGGACUACAAGGUUCCAGGAAAAUUGAAGAAGAUUUUUCAGACGAAGAUUAGGAGCGAGGAGGAGUGCUCCGAGGAGAGCUGUUCAUCAUCUAACGUAGAGAGUCAAAUUUUGUCUCUGCAUCCUGGUCCUCAAGAGGACAUCGAGAAAUGUGUAGCUUUUUGGGAAAAAAUUAUGCAGGAGAAUUUGGAGCCUAUAAAGUGCACAUUAAUCAAAGGUAAAAAACAAAGAGACAAGGAAAAAGAAGAGGCGAUUGAAAGAAAGGAGGUGUUAGAAUUAAGAGAAGCUGUUAAAAGCGUGAAGGAAACUGAAGAUAAACUAAAAAAUAUAUUUAUUAAGGCUGUAUCUGAAGUACAGAAGCAUAAGCUUGAUAAAUUAAAAGUUCAAGCCAAGAAAAAAUGCCCCCAAUGCAAAAUACUAUCAAGUUUAGACGUAGAGAGAGGAAAAUCUUGCGUAGAUUUUAAUCUGGGCGAUAUUACAGGUCUCAGUGAUUGGAUAUCACCCGCAAAAAGCAAAUUUCCAGAUAUUUUAAACGAUGAAAAACCCGUUAAUGCUGAACAAGAAAAAGAAUUUGCUGAAAGAAAAACACUAAAUGUUGACGACAUUGUCGCAGAGAAAGAAAAAGGAGGCGCCUACAGAAAGUGGAGGGAAACUGAUAGACCUACUUGCGAAUGCAACUAUCUGCCUGAUUGUAUUUGUAACACCUACAAGGUCAUUUCGAAAGAAAGUAUAUGUAUAGAUUCAGAGAAGGAAAAACAAGACGUUGAGGAGGAGGAUCAGAAGUCUGAGUUGGAAUUGGCUAAAGUCCAAGGUUUGGACUACGAAUAUUUUGAAACCAAGCACGAUGUUACUGGGGUCGUUGCAAAACAAGAAUCCUUGGCAGAAAAAAAAUCUGCAGCUGAAGUGGGAACUGAAGAUGCAGAACAUCUGCCAGAUUUUAUUUUGGACAAAGUUUUGGGAGUUGCAGAUUACGAUUUCGACGAGGAUCCAAAUUUGAUAGAGGCCGAGAAUAGAAGAAGAACUCGAGAUGAAGAAGUCGGAGAAUCUAGAAGAUCCAAAAAAGAACCGUCUGAUAAUCUCUUGUUCAAAUCCGAAAAAGAGCCAUCUGAUAACCUCUUGAGGGAAAUUAAAGAGGAAAAGCACAAAGAAACAGAUAGUUUAGCUUUUCAAGUUAAUGACAAUGACGGCGAUUUUUAUCAAAAUUAUGAAGAAAAGAAACUUUCAAAUCGUGAUGUUCCUCCAAAAAUAGAUGAUGAUAAUGAUUUAGCGGAAAAAGAAAUGUUUAUAGCCAGUAAUGACUUGGAUUCGGUCCAAAUACCUAUCGACGACACAGAAAAAGCUCCAGAUAUCCCACCUGAAAAAACCUUUCAACAAGACACGGCCAUUCUACUGGAAGAACAAUGCACUUGCUCGCCAAAACCGUGCAACUGCCCCAAAAGAUAUCUACAAAUAGAACACCCAAUAUUAUCAAACACCGACAUCCCUACAGCGCCCAACAUACAGACAGUAUCUAUAGCGGCUGCGGUAUCUUCGAUAGAGCUAUAUAGCCACCUUAAAAUAGUCGGGAUAGGAUCUUCGGGUAACAUAACAAAAGUGAUUAUAUCACGCACAGAAAUGAAUUAUUCCAGUGUUUUAAGUAGUCGUACUGUCAAAUCCUGUGUAAUAAAGAAGGCCAACAUUCUCAAAGCCUGUCGGUUUUGUUCCUCAAAAGACGACAAAAUCAAGUCGUCGCCUUUGAAAAAGCUUCUCGACGAUUCUGCGACGUUUCAAGAUUUAAAUCAGCCAAAUCCAGAGCAGCAAUGGGUUACGCUGCCUUAUCCAAGGGGUACACGAAUAAGGAAACAGGGGGAGUAUUUUUUCAAGCCAAAGCAUGACCCCAGAGACACUUCUAUCAUUAUAUUUCCUGGUCAAGGAAGUCAGUUUGUUGGAAUGGCUAAAGGUUUAAUGAAAUUUCCAAUGGCAAAAGAUUUGUUCGAAUUGGCAAAUUAUAUCUUAGGGUACGAUUUAUUGAAACUGUGCCUGGAAGGGCCAAAAGACAAACUAGACCAAACCAAGUAUUGCCAACCUGCUGUGAUGGUUACAUCGCUGGCAGCUAUAGAAAGACUUAAGGAAGAACGUCCGCAAGCUAUAGAAAAUUGCGUGGGGACCGCAGGGUUCAGCUUGGGCGAAAUAACGUCGUUAGUUUUCGCUGGGGCUCUGAAUUUUGAAAGGGCUUUGAAGCUGGUGCAGAUUAGAGGCGAAGCCAUGCAGAUUGCCAGCGAGAUGAACCAAGGUCAUAUGGUGACUGUGUUUUACGCCCCGGAUAGUAAAGUGAAUUUCGCAUGUCUCAGAGCCAAAGAGUGGGCCAAAGAUAAAGGCGAUGAGGUCCCUGAAUGCAGAAUUGCGAACUACUUAUUCCCCCAUUGCAAAGUUAUUUCGGGUAGUGUGAACGCUAUAGAUUAUCUCGAGAAGAACUACAAGGAAUUCAACUUGAAGAAGGUUAAGAGAUUGCCUGUGUCGGGUGCGUUUCAUUCGGAGUUGAUGCGCCCCGCAGUGGAGCCUUUCCAGAAAGCCCUGAAAAAAUCCGAAAUCCAGGAUCCUGUGAUAAACGUCUAUUCGAAUGUGGACGGUAAAACGUACAAGGACGCAAACCACAUAAGACACCAGCUGCCCAAGCAAAUAGUCAAACCAGUUAAGUGGGAGCAAUUAUUGCACACGAUUUACGAGAGAAGGCCCGACGACUUUUUUCCCAGAACCUUCGAAUGCGGACCUGGAACCUCAUUGAAGGCCAUUUUGAAACAAGUCAAUCAGAAGGCUUGGAACACUUGUUUUAGGGAACUUACGGACAAAGAGAAGGCCAAUUUAAAGCUUGACCAUCGUAACACGUCAUUCUACAACCCCAUAACCAAUGAAAGAAUUUUCAUCGAAAAACAAGUAUUUGACAACCAUGAUAUGCCCGGAUUACCCAACAACAUAUCUGCAAAAGGCUCCCUUUUAACACACACGCCCUCUACGCAUCUAAUAAAGUAUCAAUUUUUAAGAACCAUUCCAUCACAAACCAGUUUACAGAAAGAAAACGACCCCAACGAUGUUUUGGCAGAUUUUGUUAACCCCAAAGAGAAAGUUUCUGAUAUGAAGUACAACACAGAAAACAAUAGCGAAGCGAAAUUGACUGUUGCGAAUGUUGAAACAUUCAAAUCGAAUAUGAUGCCGGAUAAACUACCGCAUAGUUUAAAGAAAAUAAUCCAAAAGCAAGACCCUCCAUUGGAUAAAAAGUUUCCCAAACAUGACAAUUUAAGGGACACAAAAAUAGUGUACAGAUCCGAAGUUGACAUAAAAAAACAAUCAUCAGAGUUCAUUCUGAAAAACCCCAAAGUAACUUUCGAUGAAGCGGGCGCCAAAAAGUGCAUUUGCGGAUACGUCGACUGUACGUGUUUUAAGAAAAGAGAAAUUCCACCACCACCAGCCGUCAAAUCUGUGAUAAGACAGGUGGAAAAGCCGGCCGAAGAGCCGAAAAAAAUUGUAUGUUUUUGCGGACAUGUCGACUGCAAGUGCACCCGGUCAGAAGAGCUCUUGAAAAAACAACUGAAGUCGGGAAAAAUUAGCACGUUCGAGAGCUACGAAAAGAACCUUGCGCAAGCGCAAAGAAAGCAGUCCGUUAAGUCUGAAAAAUCCGUUUACAGUCAGAGUGAAACCAAGUUGGAAAGGGUCAUUUCGAACCAAGAAAAGGGCUCUCAAUCUUACGAAAUAAGUAUCGAAAGAAGCGACCCACUUUACGAUGAACUUGACCAAAAAAGUCAUACACCUAAAAUAGCCUCGGGGCUUUUCACGAACCUCGGGAUUGUUUCAAGCAAAUAUAGUCAUGUGAAGCAAGAGGAAGAAAAACAGCAAAUGGCAAAAAUUAUUGCUGAAAGGGCGAAAAAAAAUUUGGAUUCUUUUAGAGUUGGCGUCAAAACCAAUAAAACUAUAAAAAUGGAAAUGGGUAAAAAAACAGCCAAGUCACUUUUGGCGCAAAAAACUACCCCGUUAAGAGCAACAAACACGCAGAUAUCAAAAUCCAAAACAAACAGUUUUUACUCAGAUUUUUACAAAAAGCACGAUUUUGAUGAAGAAGUUUUAAAGAAGAAGCAAUUUAAAAAGCCUGAGAGCAGUUUGAGCAGUGCCACGACUAUUUUAACUUUAUCAGAGUAA
Molecule: messenger RNA, 4311 nt
Organism: Brassicogethes aeneus
Lineage: Eukaryota; Metazoa; Arthropoda; Insecta; Coleoptera; Nitidulidae
Source: the annotation of a GenBank genome assembly